GGACCUUUGCCAUCGGGGCUCAUACUUGCUGGCAGCAAACGCAGGCGUGUGCGGCUUGGCAGCCAACACCCUGUUCAGGCGCGUGCUGCACGUGCGGCAGGCGGCCGUGGUGUCUGCGCUGCCCAUGGCCGUCAUCCCCUUCCUCUCCACCGCGGCCGUCUACGAAGUCUUCGUGCGCGAGCCUUUGUUUUCAGGUGAGCUAAGCUGCGAGGUCUGUGCUGUGGUCAGAGGAGGACUAACAGGGGCUGUUGUGGGUGGCUUCUAUCCUGUUCUCCUGGCUCUCCCCCUGAGUGCAACCCUUGCUGCCAGGUAUUCCUCAUCUCCCUUGCCAGGGAAAGAAAAUCUGUUGCGCUUCUGGCUCACAGUAUCUCAGCCUGUCUUUAGAAAGAUGAGUUUCGGUGUCAUUAUGCAGGCUCUAACUGGAUUAUAUCUUGCAACUAAACAUCAUGGAAUUUAUGUCAAAAUUCUGGAGCAGAUGAACACCAGCAGGGAUCCUGAAGAGUUACAAGAAUGA
Messenger RNA from Merops nubicus (carmine bee-eater), 514 nucleotides. Its product is annotated as transmembrane protein 126A-like. Gene Ontology annotation, cellular component: mitochondrion. Gene Ontology annotation, biological process: mitochondrial respiratory chain complex I assembly. The record is from RefSeq and is a predicted model, not a curated record. The annotation marks the transcript as partial. The transcript has 3 exons. Lineage: Eukaryota; Metazoa; Chordata; Aves; Coraciiformes; Meropidae.